Molecule: messenger RNA, 3278 nt
Organism: Silurus meridionalis
Lineage: Eukaryota; Metazoa; Chordata; Actinopteri; Siluriformes; Siluridae
Gene: cnih3
Product: cornichon family AMPA receptor auxiliary protein 3
Exons: 6
Coding region: 299-781 (160 amino acids)
Biological process (GO): regulation of AMPA receptor activity; vesicle-mediated transport
Cellular component (GO): dendrite; synapse
Source: RefSeq, a predicted model, not a curated record
UCUCUCUCUCUCUCAGUGUGUUCCCGCACCCGGAUACCCGCAGCAGCAGCUUGAUGUUCCUCUCUUGCUGGUGCGGUUGCGAGCAUGGGAUUGAGUGAAUUCUGACAUCACAAGUCGGAAACGCGGUCAGAAGGAACGUGGCGCCGGUGCGGAUGAAGAUGUUGGAAUGCUGGCAAAAGCUCGGGGCGUAAAAGCGCUUCGUUCCCGACAUUUCUUUAUUUAUUUUGUUUAUUUUUUUUCUCUUGUGUCUUAUUCCCCCCCCCCCCCCCCCCCGCUGUGUUGGUAACAGCGAUCAAUAAUGUUUACGUUCGCUGCCUUCUGUUACAUGCUUUCCCUCGUCCUCUGCGCUUCUCUCAUCUUCUUCGCCAUCUGGCAUAUAACGGCCUUUGAUGAGCUCCAUGCAGACUUCAAAGUCCCUAUUGAUCAGGGCAAUCCAUACCAUGCACGUGAAAGGCUUCGGAACAUUGAGCGACUAUGCUGCUUGCUCCGAAAGCUGGUGCUUCCAGAAUAUUCAAUCCAUGGUCUCUUCUGUAUCAUGUUUAUGUGUGCACAAGAGUGGCUAACUGUGGGCCUCAACAUCCCUCUCCUUUUCUACAACACAUGGAGCAGGUACUUUCAUAGCCCCACAGACACCAAGGAGCUGCUUUAUGACCCUGCAAGUGUCAUGAACGAUGAUACACUCAAGUUCUGUCAGAAGGAGGCUUGGUGCAAGAUGUCCUUCUUUGUGCUGUCCUUCUUUUAUUAUCUCUACUGUUUGAUCUACAAUUUGGUGACCUCAUAACAGAUGUUUCGACACAGAGGAAAACGCUGGGUAUUGGAGACUGUUUCUUCUCAAACCUGUAGCAUUAAACAAAUCACUGGAUCACUUUUAACACACAUUUGUUUGGCACCUGAAGACUGAAGGCUAUGGCUGUAGCUAUGAAGCCAUCAACUCGGUAAGCCUUUGGGCUGUGAAGUAUGAGGCACUUGCCAUUUGAUAAUUUAGCACACAUGUACUUAACAUUCCCCAGACUGAUUCCCAUAGAUCACAUAUCCUUGAUCUCCAAUCUAAAUAUAGUUGUUAUGGAAAACUUUUGCAAGCCAAAACAAAUGGUGAUUUUUUUUUGUACAAUGUGUAUAUCACAGCAUAGGUGUAAUGAUCUGCUGUUUUAUGUAAUUCUGUAUUCUGUUAAAAAUGAUCAGUGUGAAAAAUGUGUAAAAUUAUUGAUAUUUACAUAUAUUGGGAAUACAUAAUACUUUAUUACUGCUACAUUAUUAUUAUGUAUAUACUACUAAGAGUAGAGAAUUACACCUACUACAGUCUUCCAGUAUUUUUUCCAUGAGAGUGAUAACCAAGUUUUUUUCUUAAUGAAAGAAAAUGAUUAAAACAUAAUGUAAAGGCAAAGAAAAAGUGCUGAUGGCUGCCUCUGUCCGCAAAGAACACGUCCAAAUGUUUAAACUUUUUUUAGAAAAGUGUUGAGAGGUGUCAAGUCUCCAGAUGUCCAGGUAACCAGGUCCAAGGGCCGAGAGCAAGAGAAAAGAACAGAUAUGAAAAGUGCCAGUGGGAACAUUUAUUUUUAAUGAGUUAAUGCUGCAAAGUCACUUGCAAUAAGUGAGUUUUAGAUCACUAGUGUCUGAUGUCAUGGUCCCACUUUAAAUACACUUGAUACAGUAGCCUAAAUGUCACUUUUUUCAGGGUUAGAUAAAAUGCAGAGAAUUAAAUAACAUUUAUAUUUUUCAAAAAUAGUAUUAAAAUGCCUAAAAAUGUCCUAAAACGAAGGUUUGUGGACACCUGAGCAUAAGAUUUUAGUGUAGGUAUGUGCUUUUUUGAACAUCUGAUUUAACAGUAGCCUCCACUCUUCUGGGAAGCUGUUCCACUAGACUAUGGAGUUUGCUUAAUAUUUGUGUUAGAUUCAUUCAGCCACAAGGGUGUUAGCAAAGUCAGAACCACAUACUCCAGUAAUAAUGAACAAAUGAACAUCUAUCUAUCUAUCUAUCUAUCUAUCUAUCUAUCUAUCUAUCUAUCUAUCUAUCUAUCUAUCUAUCUGUCUGUCUGUCUGUCUGUCUGUCUGUCUGUCUGUCUGUCUGUCUGUCUCUCUCUCUCUCUCUCUCUCUCUCUCUCUCUCUCUCUCUCUCUCUCUUUCUCUCUCUCUCUAUGAGACACACAGCUGUCCUGUUCUGACCUAAAUAAAACACACUGGAAGUUGAUACACACAGACACAGGAUGUGUGUAUUUAAAAACAAAUCAAUUAGCAAAUAGGCCACAAGACUCCUGUAGACACCUUCUACUUCUAUGAUGGCUUUCUGAAAUAGCUGCAACACACUCACACAAACACACACACAAUGGUAUGCAGGUAAACUAUUUUAUUUGAUGCUUCUGCAAACGUAUCUAUCUGAUUUGCUCUAAUUAGACUGCAUGCAGGGUACAAUCUGUUUUUUAAGGACAUGAGCUUGAAAUGCCUAUUCUAAACAAUUGUGUGCCUCCAACUGUAGUACCUUUUUGAAGAAACACAAAUGGCUUAAAAGGGUGGGUGUCCCAAUACUUUUGGCCAUAUUGUGAAGCUACAUAAGCUACAUCAAUGGUUAACUGGUAUCAUAUUGAUUCCAUGUUGAUUAUUUGAUUUAAUCUUUUUUUCUAUUAGAAAGAUCCAUGCAACAAUUAUUUUCUAUUUCCAAAAGUCGGGUGAAAUAUUAAUGUCUGGAACAGCUUCAUUUCCUUGCAGUUGAAAAACAUUGUCAGAUAUAUUGUUAGAUACAUUUUGCCCCUAACAACAAUGCAUAGAAAUAAUCAUGCCACAAUUUAGAUACGAAGCGAUUAAUAAUAAAUAAUUAAUUUACAGUGAAUUUUGUUUAAUCUAAAAAAUAUCCAGUCACUGUUCCAUUAUUACAUUAAAUACUUAGAUGGCUAGAUAACAAGUUUUUAUGUUGGUUGUUUGAAAUUUGCCUGUUUAUCUAUCUAUACCUUUUUUUUUUUUUAAACAUCACCACACUAUUUGUUUCUGCUCCUUUAAAAAGCCCAGGAGUGUAGGAUUCUUCUUGUAACUUUUUGAGUGAUAGAAACACAACAAAAAUAUUUCUUUUACCACUUAACUAAUAUAUUUUUUAUGAAAAGUAUAUUGUUUCUGAUGUUGGUUGAUACGUGUGCAAUGACAAUUUAGUUUAUUUUGGUAGUUUGUGAUCCAGCUGUCAUUGCCUUGUGGAGUUAGACAUCAUGCAUAAUGACCAGCCAUUUUAUAUCUUUGUAUGUUUGUGUCUGUAUGAUAUUGGGUGGUAUAUUUGUAUAUUCAAUAAAAAGAUAU